AUGGGGGAGGUAAGGUGGGUAGGGAGGCCCUCCUCAGGAAGGGAGGGUUUGGACACUCUCCCCACAACAAACCCCAUGGCUGACGUCGCCCUUCCCUCUUCUGUCCGUCGCCCUUUGUUCUCUGUCCUUCGCCCUUCCCCCUUCUGUCCGUCGCCCUUUGCUCUCUGUCCUUCGCCCUUCCCCCUUCUGUCCGUCGCCCUUUGCUCUCUGUCCUUCGCCCUUCCCCCUUCUGUCCGUCGUUGCUCUCUGUCCUUCGCCCUUCCCCCUUCUGUCCGUCGUUGCUCUCUGUCCUUCGCCCUUCCCCCUUCUGUCCGUCGUUGCUCUCUGUCCUUCGCCCUUCCCCCUUCUGUCCGUCGUUGCUCUCUGUCCUUCGCUCUUCCCCCUUCUGUCCGUCGUUGCUCUCUGUCCUUCGCCCUUCCCCCUUCUGUCCGUCGUUGCUCUCUGUCCUUCGCCCUUCCCCCUUCUGUCCGUCGUUGCUCUCUGUCCUUCGCCCUUCCCCCUUCUGUCCGUCGUUGCUCUCUGUCCUUCGCCCUUCCCCCUUCUGUCCGUCGUUGCUCUCUGUCCUUCGCCCUUCCCCCUUCUGUCCGUCGUUGCUCUCUGUCCUUCGCUCUUCCCCCUUCUGUCCGUCGUUGCUCUCUGUCCUUCGCCCUUCCCCCUUCUGUCCGUCGUUGCUCUCUGUCCUUCGCCCUUCCCCCUUCUGUCCGUCGUUGCUCUCUGUCCUUCGCCCUUCCCCCUUCUGUCCGUCGUUGCUCUCUGUCCUUCGCCCUUCCCCCUUCUGUCCGUCACCCUUUGCUCUCUGUCCUUCGCCCUUCCCCCUUCUGUCCGUCGUUGCUCUCUGUCCUUCGCCCUUCCCCCUUCUGUCCGUCGUUGCUCUCUGUCCUUCGCCCUUCCCCCUUCUGUCCGUCGUUGCUCUCUGUCCUUCGCCCUUCCCCCUUCUGUCCGUCGUUGCUCUCUGUCCUUCGCCCUUCCCCCUUCUGUCCGUCGCCCUUUGCUCUCUGUCCUUCGCCCUUCCCCCUUCUGUCCGUCGUUGCUCUCUGUCCUUCGCCCUUCCCCCUUCUGUCCGUCGUUGCUCUCUGUCCUUCGCCCUUCCCCCUUCUGUCCGUCGUUGCUCUCUGUCCUUCGCCCUUCCCCCUUCUGUCCGUCGUUGCUCUCUGUCCUUCGCCCUUCCCCCUUCUGUCCGUCGUUGCUCUCUGUCCUUCGCCCUUCCCCCUUCUGUCCGUCGUUGCUCUCUGUCCUUCGCCCUUCCCCCUUCUGUCCGUCGUUGCUCUCUGUCCUUCGCCCUUCCCCCUUCUGUCCGUCGUUGCUCUCUGUCCUUCGCCCUUCCCCCUUCUGUCCGUCGUUGCUCUCUGUCCUUCGCCCUUCCCCCUUCUGUCCGUCGUUGCUCUCUGUCCUUCGCCCUUCCCCCUUCUGUCCGUCGUUGCUCUCUGUCCUUCGCCCUUCCCCCUUCUGUCCGUCGUUGCUCUCUGUCCUUCGCCCUUCCCCCUUCUGUCCGUCGUUGCUCUCUGUCCUUCGCCCUUCCCCCUUCUGUCCGUCGUUGCUCUCUGUCCUUCGCCCUUCCCCCUUCUGUCCGUCGCCCUUUGCUCUCUGUCCUUCGCCCUUCCCCCUUCUGUCCGUCGUUGCUCUCUGUCCUUCGCCCUUCCCCCUUCUGUCCGUCGUUGCUCUCUGUCCUUCGCCCUUCCCCCUUCUGUCCGUCGUUGCUCUCUGUCCUUCGCCCUUCCCCCUUCUGUCCGUCGUUGCUCUCUGUCCUUCGCCCUUCCCCCUUCUGUCCGUCGUUGCUCUCUGUCCUUCGCCCUUCCCCCUUCUGUCCGUCGUUGCUCUCUGUCCUUCGCCCUUCCCCCUUCUGUCCGUCGUUGCUCUCUGUCCUUCGCCCUUCCCCCUUCUGUCCGUCGUUGCUCUCUGUCCUUCGCCCUUCCCCCUUCUGUCCGUCGUUGCUCUCUGUCCUUCGCCCUUCCCCCUUCUGUCCGUCGUUGCUCUCUGUCCUUCGCCCUUCCCCCUUCUGUCCGUCGUUGCUCUCUGUCCUUCGCCCUUCCCCCUUCUGUCCGUCGUUGCUCUCUGUCCUUCGCCCUUCCCCCUUCUGUCCGUCGUUGCUCUCUGUCCUUCGCCCUUCCCCCUUCUGUCCGUCGUUGCUCUCUGUCCUUCGCCCUUCCCCCUUCUGUCCGUCGUUGCUCUCUGUCCUUCGCCCUUCCCCCUUCUGUCCGUCGUUGCUCUCUGUCCUUCGCCCUUCCCCCUUCUGUCCGUCGUUGCUCUCUGUCCUUCGCCCUUCCCCCUUCUGUCCGUCGUUGCUCUCUGUCCUUCGCCCUUCCCCCUUCUGUCCGUCGUUGCUCUCUGUCCUUCGCCCUUCCCCCUUCUGUCCGUCGUUGCUCUCUGUCCUUCGCCCUUCCCCCUUCUGUCCGUCGUUGCUCUCUGUCCUUCGCCCUUCCCCCUUCUGUCCGUCGUUGCUCUCUGUCCUUCGCCCUUCCCCCUUCUGUCCGUCGUUGCUCUCUGUCCUUCGCCCUUCCCCCUUCUGUCCGUCGUUGCUCUCUGUCCUUCGCCCUUCCCCCUUCUGUCCGUCGUUGCUCUCUGUCCUUCGCCCUUCCCCCUUCUGUCCGUCGUUGCUCUCUGUCCUUCGCCCUUCCCCCUUCUGUCCGUCGUUGCUCUCUGUCCUUCGCCCUUCCCCCUUCUGUCCGUCGUUGCUCUCUGUCCUUCGCCCUUCCCCCUUCUGUCCGUCGUUGCUCUCUGUCCUUCGCCCUUCCCCCUUCUGUCCGUCGUUGCUCUCUGUCCUUCGCCCUUCCCCCUUCUGUCCGUCGUUGCUCUCUGUCCUUCGCCCUUCCCCCUUCUGUCCGUCGUUGCUCUCUGUCCUUCGCCCUUCCCCCUUCUGUCCGUCGUUGCUCUCUGUCCUUCGCCCUUCCCCCUUCUGUCCGUCGUUGCUCUCUGUCCUUCGCCCUUCCCCCUUCUGUCCGUCGUUGCUCUCUGUCCUUCGCCCUUCCCCCUUCUGUCCGUCGUUGCUCUCUGUCCUUCGCCCUUCCCCCUUCUGUCCGUCGUUGCUCUCUGUCCUUCGCCCUUCCCCCUUCUGUCCGUCGUUGCUCUCUGUCCUUCGCCCUUCCCCCUUCUGUCCGUCGUUGCUCUCUGUCCUUCGCCCUUCCCCCUUCUGUCCGUCGUUGCUCUCUGUCCUUCGCCCUUCCCCCUUCUGUCCGUCGUUGCUCUCUGUCCUUCGCCCUUCCCCCUUCUGUCCGUCGUUGCUCUCUGUCCUUCGCCCUUCCCCCUUCUGUCCGUCGUUGCGCUCUGUCCUUCGCCCUUCCCCCUUCUGUCCGUCGUUGCUCUCUGUCCUUCGCCCUUCCCCCUUCUGUCCGUCGUUGCUCUCUGUCCUUCGCCCUUCCCCCUUCUGUCCGUCGUUGCUCUCUGUCCUUCGCCCUUCCCCCUUCUGUCCGUCGUUGCUCUCUGUCCUUCGCCCUUCCCCCUUCUGUCCGUCGUUGCUCUCUGUCCUUCGCCCUUCCCCCUUCUGUCCGUCGUUGCUCUCUGUCCUUCGCUCUUCCCCCUUCUGUCCGUCGUUGCUCUCUGUCCUUCGCCCUUCCCCCUUCUGUCCGUCGUUGCUCUCUGUCCUUCGCCCUUCCCCCUUCUGUCCGUCGUUGCUCUCUGUCCUUCGCCCUUCCCCCUUCUGUCCGUCGUUGCUCUCUGUCCUUCGCCCUUCCCCCUUCUGUCCGUCGUUGCUCUCUGUCCUUCGCCCUUCCCCCUUCUGUCCGUCGUUGCUCUCUGUCCUUCGCCCUUCCCCCUUCUGUCCGUCGUUGCUCUCUGUCCUUCGCCCUUCCCCCUUCUGUCCGUCGUUGCUCUCUGUCCUUCGCCCUUCCCCCUUCUGUCCGUCGUUGCUCUCUGUCCUUCGCCCUUCCCCCUUCUGUCCGUCGUUGCUCUCUGUCCUUCGCCCUUCCCCCUUCUGUCCGUCGUUGCUCUCUGUCCUUCGCCCUUCCCCCUUCUGUCCGUCGUUGCUCUCUGUCCUUCGCCCUUCCCCCUUCUGUCCGUCGUUGCUCUCUGUCCUUCGCCCUUCCCCCUUCUGUCCGUCGUUGCUCUCUGUCCUUCGCCCUUCCCCCUUCUGUCCGUCGUUGCUCUCUGUCCUUCGCCCUUCCCCCUUCUGUCCGUCGUUGCUCUCUGUCCUUCGCCCUUCCCCCUUCUGUCCGUCGUUGCUCUCUGUCCUUCGCCCUUCCCCCUUCUGUCCGUCGUUGCUCUCUGUCCUUCGCCCUUCCCCCUUCUGUCCGUCGUUGCUCUCUGUCCUUCGCCCUUCCCCCUUCUGUCCGUCGUUGCUCUCUGUCCUUCGCCCUUCCCCCUUCUGUCCGUCGUUGCUCUCUGUCCUUCGCCCUUCCCCCUUCUGUCCGUCGUUGCUCUCUGUCCUUCGCCCUUCCCCCUUCUGUCCGUCGUUGCUCUCUGUCCUUCGCCCUUCCCCCUUCUGUCCGUCGUUGCUCUCUGUCCUUCGCCCUUCCCCCUUCUGUCCGUCGUUGCUCUCUGUCCUUCGCCCUUCCCCCUUCUGUCCGUCGUUGCUCUCUGUCCUUCGCCCUUCCCCCUUCUGUCCGUCGUUGCUCUCUGUCCUUCGCCCUUCCCCCUUCUGUCCGUCGUUGCUCUCUGUCCUUCGCCCUUCCCCCUUCUGUCCGUCGUUGCUCUCUGUCCUUCGCCCUUCCCCCUUCUGUCCGUCGUUGCUCUCUGUCCUUCGCCCUUCCCCCUUCUGUCCGUCGUUGCUCUCUGUCCUUCGCCCUUCCCCCUUCUGUCCGUCGUUGCUCUCUGUCCUUCGCCCUUCCCCCUUCUGUCCGUCGUUGCUCUCUGUCCUUCGCCCUUCCCCCUUCUGUCCGUCGUUGCUCUCUGUCCUUCGCCCUUCCCCCUUCUGUCCGUCGUUGCUCUCUGUCCUUCGCCCUUCCCCCUUCUGUCCGUCGUUGCUCUCUGUCCUUCGCCCUUCCCCCUUCUGUCCGUCGUUGCGCUCUGUCCUUCGCCCUUCCCCCUUCUGUCCGUCGUUGCUCUCUGUCCUUCGCCCUUCCCCCUUCUGUCCGUCGUUGCUCUCUGUCCUUCGCCCUUCCCCCUUCUGUCCGUCGUUGCUCUCUGUCCUUCGCCCUUCCCCCUUCUGUCCGUCGUUGCUCUCUGUCCUUCGCCCUUCCCCCUUCUGUCCGUCGUUGCUCUCUGUCCUUCGCCCUUCCCCCUUCUGUCCGUCGUUGCUCUCUGUCCUUCGCUCUUCCCCCUUCUGUCCGUCGUUGCUCUCUGUCCUUCGCCCUUCCCCCUUCUGUCCGUCGUUGCUCUCUGUCCUUCGCCCUUCCCCCUUCUGUCCGUCGUUGCUCUCUGUCCUUCGCCCUUCCCCCUUCUGUCCGUCGUUGCUCUCUGUCCUUCGCCCUUCCCCCUUCUGUCCGUCGUUGCUCUCUGUCCUUCGCCCUUCCCCCUUCUGUCCGUCGUUGCUCUCUGUCCUUCGCCCUUCCCCCUUCUGUCCGUCGUUGCUCUCUGUCCUUCGCCCUUCCCCCUUCUGUCCGUCGUUGCUCUCUGUCCUUCGCCCUUCCCCCUUCUGUCCGUCGUUGCUCUCUGUCCUUCGCCCUUCCCCCUUCUGUCCGUCGUUGCUCUCUGUCCUUCGCCCUUCCCCCUUCUGUCCGUCGUUGCUCUCUGUCCUUCGCCCUUCCCCCUUCUGUCCGUCGUUGCGCUCUGUCCUUCGCCCUUCCCCCUUCUGUCCGUCGUUGCUCUCUGUCCUUCGCCCUUCCCCCUUCUGUCCGUCGUUGCUCUCUGUCCUUCGCCCUUCCCCCUUCUGUCCGUCGUUGCUCUCUGUCCUUCGCCCUUCCCCCUUCUGUCCGUCGUUGCUCUCUGUCCUUCGCCCUUCCCCCUUCUGUCCGUCGUUGCUCUCUGUCCUUCGCCCUUCCCCCUUCUGUCCGUCGUUGCUCUCUGUCCUUCGCCCUUCCCCCUUCUGUCCGUCGUUGCUCUCUGUCCUUCGCCCUUCCCCCUUCUGUCCGUCGUUGCUCUCUGUCCUUCGCCCUUCCCCCUUCUGUCCGUCGUUGCUCUCUGUCCUUCGCCCUUCCCCCUUCUGUCCGUCGUUGCGCUCUGUCCUUCGCCCUUCCCCCUUCUGUCCGUCGUUGCUCUCUGUCCUUCGCCCUUCCCCCUUCUGUCCGUCGUUGCUCUCUGUCCUUCGCCCUUCCCCCUUCUGUCCGUCGUUGCUCUCUGUCCUUCGCCCUUCCCCCUUCUGUCCGUCGUUGCUCUCUGUCCUUCGCCCUUCCCCCUUCUGUCCGUCGUUGCUCUCUGUCCUUCGCCCUUCCCCCUUCUGUCCGUCGUUGCGCUCUGUCCUUCGCCCUUCCCCCUUCUGUCCGUCGUUGCUCUCUGUCCUUCGCCCUUCCCCCUUCUGUCCGUCGUUGCGCUCUGUCCUUCGCCCUUCCCCCUUCUGUCCGUCGUUGCUCUCUGUCCUUCGCCCUUCCCCCUUCUGUCCGUCGUUGCUCUCUGUCCUUCGCCCUUCCCCCUUCUGUCCGUCGUUGCUCUCUGUCCUUCGCCCUUCCCCCUUCUGUCCGUCGUUGCUCUCUGUCCUUCGCCCUUCCCCCUUCUGUCCGUCGUUGCUCUCUGUCCUUCGCCCUUCCCCCUUCUGUCCGUCGUUGCUCUCUGUCCUUCGCUCUUCCCCCUUCUGUCCGUCGUUGCUCUCUGUCCUUCGCCCUUCCCCCUUCUGUCCGUCGUUGCUCUCUGUCCUUCGCCCUUCCCCCUUCUGUCCGUCGUUGCUCUCUGUCCUUCGCCCUUCCCCCUUCUGUCCGUCGUUGCUCUCUGUCCUUCGCCCUUCCCCCUUCUGUCCGUCGUUGCUCUCUGUCCUUCGCCCUUCCCCCUUCUGUCCGUCGUUGCGCUCUGUCCUUCGCCCUUCCCCCUUCUGUCCGUCGUUGCUCUCUGUCCUUCGCCCUUCCCCCUUCUGUCCGUCGUUGCUCUCUGUCCUUCGCCCUUCCCCCUUCUGUCCGUCGUUGCUCUCUGUCCUUCGCCCUUCCCCCUUCUGUCCGUCGUUGCGCUCUGUCCUUCGCCCUUCCCCCUUCUGUCCUUCGCCCUUCCCCCUUCUGUCCUUCGCCCUUCCCCCUUCUGUCCUUCGCCCUCGCGCUCUGUCCGCGCCCUUCACGGAAGUUCUCUCUCUGCCUGUGGGUCGCCCUGCUUAAAGUCGUUCGCCCUUCGCUCUCUGGAUUUCGCCCUUCGCUCUCUCCCCUUCGCCCUUCGCUCUCUCCCCUUCGCCCUUCGCUCUCUCCCCUUCGCCCUUCGCUCUCUCCCCUUCGCCCUCCGCUCUCCCUUGGCCAUGCCAGCAGUCAUGCCGCCGCACGGGUGGCGCGUGUGGGUGACAGCAGCGCAAAUGGCGGGACAUCGUGCAACGAGCUAGCGGAUCACGCCGUGGCAUACGCCAUGUCGGCGAUAACCAGCCAGGCACGUUACUAG
Messenger RNA from Closterium sp. Yama58-4, 7377 nucleotides. The record is from the annotation of a GenBank genome assembly. NCBI's taxonomy places the organism in Eukaryota, Viridiplantae, Streptophyta, Zygnematophyceae, Desmidiales, Closteriaceae.